This is a messenger RNA of Colletotrichum scovillei, 1630 nucleotides long. RefSeq names its product legume-like lectin family protein. The record is from RefSeq and is a predicted model, not a curated record. Gene Ontology annotation, biological process: endoplasmic reticulum organization; endoplasmic reticulum to Golgi vesicle-mediated transport; Golgi organization. Gene Ontology annotation, molecular function: D-mannose binding. Lineage: Eukaryota; Fungi; Ascomycota; Sordariomycetes; Glomerellales; Glomerellaceae. The transcript is spliced from 4 exons. Bases 430 to 1401 code for a protein of 323 amino acids. Gene Ontology annotation, cellular component: Golgi membrane; endoplasmic reticulum-Golgi intermediate compartment; endoplasmic reticulum membrane.
GCGGAAGCCCAGGGCCCACCCAAUAGCGGUCGGAGGUGCGCUGUAGUUGGUGAAUGGCAGGGUGCCUGGCCUGAAGCACACCUAGGCUUUAGCGUACAGCAGGGGUAGGAGCUCCAAAACGUGCUGACCCCAGGAAUCAGGAUCCAUCAGCCAAAAAAAGAGGACAGCUAACGGCCUGGGAAGGGGACACACGAGCAAGCCAGCAAAACCCACCGGGCCACCACCACGACGUCCACAACCCCCUUCGACACGUUUUGCCGAAACGACGACGACGACGACGCCCUCUCCGUCGCUGGACAUUGCGGCUCUAUCCAUUUUGCACCACCCGGCGGCCCUUUCUCCUCCUUCGUUCGCGACGCGCAUCACCGUCUAAUUCCUUUUCUCUUUUGGGUUUCCUCUCUUCGUUUCGAGCUUUAAGCAACCUCAGCCAUGUGGUUCAAGCAGUCCCUUUCGGCCCUGUGGCUGGCCGCAAUCGCCUUGGGCACCGCAAAGGCGGAUGAUGGAGAAGUCAAGAGCAUUGCGCUCCGAACGCACUCCCUAAACCAGCCCUACCUCGAUUCCGAUAUGGCAAGUCGGUGGUACGACUUUGGCGGAGACACAAUCAUCAGGACGGACUCCUACAUCCGAUUGACAUCCGACCGCCCGUCGCAGACCGGCUGGCUCUUCUCGAGAGUGCCCCUGACGGCGACCAACUGGGAGAUUGAGGUCGAGUUCAAGAUCCACGGCAAGAACCAGCUCUACGGCGACGGCUUUGCCAUGUGGAUCACCAAGAACCGCGGCCAGGCGGGACCCGUCUUUGGCAGUCCCGACAACUUUGACGGCCUCGGCAUCUUCUUCGACACGUACAAGAACAACCGCCCCGGCACCGUCUUCCCCUACGUCAUGGCCAUGUUCGGCGACGGCAAGACCUCCUACGACAAGGAUAACGACGGCAAGAACACGGAGCUCGCCGGCUGCUCCGCGCGCGGCAUCCGCCACGCCAGUGUGCCCACCAAGGCCAAGGUCACGUACUUCCAGGACAAGCUCCUCAAGCUUGAGCUGCAGUACAAGACCGAGGGCGACUGGACCCUCUGCUUCGAGACCAACGAGCCCCCCGCGAUUCCCCAGAUCGCCUACCUCGGCUUCAGCGCCGAGACUGGCGAGCUCAGCGAUAACCACGACAUCAUCUCGGUGCAGGCCAAGAACCUCUACACGACGCAGACCGGCAAGGGGACCAGUAAGACGACCCCCGGCAGCGGCAAGGGCAAGAAGGGAUCUUCCUCGAUCAAGAAGGACAGCAGCAGCGGCGGCAGCUGGACGUGGACCUUCUUCAAGGUCUUCCUCUUCUUUGGCGUCCUCGGCGGCGGCUACGUCGGUUACACUGCCUGGAGAGCAAAGAACGACAAGAGACAUCGUUUCUAAACCAGUGCUGUUGAUGACGGGGGAAAAAAACCACAGGGGGAAAAAGCCCGUGGGGAUGGGUGAAAUCUUUUUAUUAUUUUGAGGGAGAGAAUGACAAAAAGGGGGCGGGCAAAGCAGCUGUUGAUCUGAUCGGGAAACGAUGACUGAUACCGUACAUACCAACACCGCAACACACACAAAGUCGUGACUUUUGCAUGAUGGGAGAGGUUGAAGGCGGUGGAGGAGGGGG